Messenger RNA from Aethina tumida (small hive beetle), 1693 nucleotides. RefSeq lists its product as uncharacterized. Bases 167 to 1543 code for a protein of 458 amino acids. The transcript has 7 exons. NCBI's taxonomy places the organism in Eukaryota, Metazoa, Arthropoda, Insecta, Coleoptera, Nitidulidae. The record is from RefSeq and is a predicted model, not a curated record.
UAAACGGGGUGCUCUGUGGGUAAACGUUUUGGAACCAGAGUAGUUCAUUUUAACCAGAACUGUCAAACGUUGCAGUAAACAAUGGGAGAUUAUCGGUUCUUCUAAAUUAUUUAACAAAGUUUAAUUAAAGUAAUUUUUAUAUGGGUGGUGAGUUCCAAUACUGCAAAUGUCUACGCACGUAGAAUUACUGACAUCACCUAAAAACAUGGCAGAGGAACAAUCGGGAGUGACGGUUAUAAUUAUAAUCGGUAUUGGAUUACUUCUGUUCAUCUUGUUAUUCAUAUUUGCCAAGAGACAAAUAAUGAGAUUCACACUGCGUUCAAGAAGAGGACCGCACAUCCAAGUUGGCUUAGAUGCAUCCAAGGAACUUAAGUUAGAAAUAGAAAGGCGUCUAGAUCUAAUAGGAAAAAUCACCUGUGAACCCCAAUUAUUUAGUAAAACUGAUCCAAGGUAUAUUGUAUGUCCGGGACAACAAAUACCUGCACACUACUAUCGUUUGAAAGCUGUAGAUGACUGUAAAAUAUUAGAGAAUGAAAUUACAAAGCAGGAUAAUUUUCUUGUUCGACAUCCUAGUGAAAAUUUAAGGAGCUAUUUACUGAUGACUCUGGCAGACCCUUUAAAUGGUAGUGGUCAUAGAUUGUUGCAUCAGUUCUGUGAUCUGUAUGAACAUGCUAGAUAUGAUCCAAACCACUUUGGUGAUGAAGAAUAUCAGCAAUACAGCAGACUCCUUAUGAAAUUAGUUGAUGCUGCAAAGCUUUUGAGAUCUUACAAUAGUAGUAGGAAAUCAUCACCUAACAGGACACCCCAGAAAAAGCAUCAAUCUCAAGAAAAAAAUAGAAACCUAUUGGAUCCAACAAGAUUACAUCCAGUUCCUCCUGCAGCAUGUAUUACAAGUGAGGAAAUCCUUAGUAUGGGCCUAUCAAGACAUGAGGUUAAUUUAAGAAGAUUGCUAGCAAAAUGUGAACUGAUGGUAAAGAAUCACCAAAAAGAUGAUGACAGAUUUGGAAAAUAUAUUACAUCUCUUGAAGAUAUGCUACAAGAAGUAAGAGGAACAUAUGAAAAUUCCAAUAAUGAGACACUGCAAAACUAUCAAAAACGUAUUACAGCUAUUAAAAUAGCAGUAGGGAUAGCUUUAAACCAAUAUGAAACUGAAAAUGACUCACAACUUACCAGACAAGAAUUAUUGGGGGUGAGACAAAGAAAUGUUGGUCAAACUUUAGGGACUGAUAAUGAUUUAGAUGCUGUAAUUAAUUAUCAUGAAAACCUGCAGAAAAAAAUUACAGAUGAUAUGGUAUCAAUUGCACAGUCCUUAAAAGAACAAUCUGAAAAGGCUAAUUUAAUAAUAAAAAGAGAUACAGAAGUAGUGGGACAAUCUACACAAUUGACAGAUCAAAAUUUUACUAAUUUAAGUGCAGAGUCAGCUAAGUUAAAGGAGCACUCUAAAAGAGCAUGGAAAUGUUGGAUGUGGGUCUUACUCAUCAUUGUUAUGGUUGUGUUUGUUAAUAUGGUGCUUUUCAUGAAAGUCAUGAAGAAACGGCAAUAAAUCGUCUUAAUUUAAAAAUGGCUUUGGAAACUUUAUAUUUUACCGUCACAUUUAGAAAUAGCGAGAAGAUAAUAUACCUAGCUAAAUGAUUUUAAAAGAAACAUUAUACCAUUUUUUAUUAUUUUAUUUAAUUAAAUUUAUUAUAUUACA